Molecule: messenger RNA, 1714 nt
Organism: Phlebotomus argentipes
Lineage: Eukaryota; Metazoa; Arthropoda; Insecta; Diptera; Psychodidae
Product: probable cytochrome P450 12b2, mitochondrial
Exons: 7
Coding region: 24-1610 (528 amino acids)
Molecular function (GO): oxidoreductase activity, acting on paired donors, with incorporation or reduction of molecular oxygen; iron ion binding; heme binding
Source: RefSeq, a predicted model, not a curated record
AAUUGAACUGGCAAGCAGUCGUGAUGUUGCUAAAAUCUAGUCUCUUUUUGCGCAACAGCGUCAGCAAAAUUUUCCUAAUUAGAGGAAUUCAAAAAGUGCACACAUCAACAAAGGAGGGCCAAUAUGCUGCAGCAACUGCGGCGACACUUGAAGUGGACUCUAUUCGACAGUACGAUGAAAUCCCUGGCCCAAGUCGUAUCAACUUUGUGACCAGCUUUAUGCCCGGCGGAAAGUUUUACAAGAAGGAUUUCUUUGACUUCCUAGCGGCAGUCAGGCAUGAAUACGGAGACAUUUCAAAACUGCCUGGAAUCUUUGGCAGACGAGAUGCCAUCCUGGUUUACGAUCCUGAAGCCUACAAGACGGUCUUUCAGACCCAGGGAGCUUAUCCGAUAAGGCGAGGCCUCGACACGAUGGUUUACUAUCGAAGUGUGCACAAGAAGGACUUUUAUCAGGGCGUCGUUGGAAUUGCAGUAGAUCAGGGACCUUCUUGGUGGGAUUUCCGGCAGAAAGUGAAUGCAGCCAUGAUGAAGCCCCAAAUCACGAGAAAGUACGUCCCGGCUGUUGACGAAGUGACUCAGGACUUUGUGAAGAGACUGCACUCUUUGAGAGAUAAGAAUACAAUGGAAACGCCCGCGGACUUCUAUGCUGAAUUAAAUAUGUGGGCUCUUGAGUCAAUUGCGCAAAUCACGAUGGACACACGCCUUGGUAUCUUUGAGAACACCUCCAAUGAAAAUAUGCAUACAAUCAUGAAGGAUCUUAAAGUGUUCUUUGAGUACACAUUCAAAUUGAACUUCAUGCCAUCUCUUUGGAAAUACUUCCCAACGUCGAAUUAUCGUAAACUAACUCAGAGCACAGAUAAUCUUCUCCAAGCUAUUGAACACUACGUCAAUAUUGGCAUUAAAAAAGUGAAGGAAAGCUCUGAUGACGCUGAGAAUGAGGGAGUUCUGAAGAAACUGCUGGAAAUUGAUCCCAAAGUGGCUACAAUUAUGGUUAUGGAUUCUCUCUUUGCAGGAGUUGACACGACCUCAAGUGCUGCCUUUGCUGUCUUGUAUUGUUUGGCCAAAAAUCCCGAUAAGCAAGAGAAAUUGAGGGAAGCGGUGCUGAAGAUUUUGCCUGAGAAAUCUUCUCCUUUGACCACUGAAAACAUGAGCAACAUGCCCUACUUGAGGGCGUGCAUAAAAGAAGCACUGAGGGUGUAUCCUGUGACUUUUGGCAACUUCCGCACCACUGGACAGGACAUUACUCUCAUGGGAUACCACAUUCCAAAGGGCACUGACGUCGUGAUGGGCAACCAAGUGUCUCAAAUGGAGGAGAAAUAUUUCGAUAGAGCAUCGGAAUUUUUACCAGAGCGAUGGAUUCGUCCGGAAAACAGCAAGAUCACAUGUCCAGUAACGGCUUCAACGCAUCCCUUCACGUAUCUUCCCUUUGGCUUCGGCACCAGAAUGUGCGUAGGCCGUCGCUUCGCUGAGAUGGAAGUCGAAUCGCUCGUGUGUCGCCUCUUGAGGAUGUAUCAUAUUGAGUGGAGACAUCCGGAACCCAAAAUUGCCAGCAUGGCUAUCAAUAUGCCCGUCAGUGAUCUGAAAUUCCGAAUGACUGACAUUGAGAAGUGAGCUUUGAGAGAAAAUGAAUGAAAACUCUCACCUCUUCCUUGGUGCUGUCGCGUAUCCUGACUCUGAGGAAUACAGCUGAAUAAAUUGAAUGCCUUCGCUUCAUG